AUGGCAUCAGUAUUAGAUGACCAAGAUGCAGCUGCAGAAGACUCUGGCUCAAGCGCAGCUUCGCCAACAGAGAACAUCAUUUCACGAGCGUACCAGCUCGAGAUGUUUGAGCUCAGCAUGAAGCAGAACAUCAUUGUCUGCAUGGAUACGGGCAGCGGGAAAACCCAGAUUGCUCGCCUGCGGAUCCAGGCGGAAUUGGAACGAACUCCGAACAAGCUGAUAUGGCUACUAACCCCCAGCCAAGUGCUGGCGGAGCAACAACACAGCUUUCUUAGUGCCCAGCUUCCCACCUACACCUUCCGCUUAAUCACUGGAGCUGACAACGCAGAAUAUUGGGCGUCGAAAGAGGUGUGGACGGCUGCUCUUCUAAAUCAAAACGGCAUCGUGUCGACUCCUGCCAUCUUGCUGGAAGCGCUGAAGCAUGACUAUCUCUCUCUGUCAAUAAUUUCGCUGCUGGUGUUCGACGAAGCCCACCAUUGUAUCGGAAAAACUUCCUACAACAAAAUCAUGACGUUGAAGUAUCACCCGACCCAUGCGCAAGGCUCACCCUCGCUGCCGCACGUAUUAGGUCUCACGGCAAGUCCUAUGAUCCGCGAUGAUCUAUCCCUCAUCUCAGAGCUCGAGCGCAACCUCGAUGCCGUAUGUCGUAGUCCCACUACCAAUGUGGAACAGUACCGCGAAUUUGUGCACCUACCCCAACUGGUCUCGUUGCCUUUUACUCAGACAAACAACACCAAGUCCACGUUGAUCCCUCUGGUCGAGGAUCUGAUCCGGAACUACAAUAUCGAAGAAGAUCCAACCAUCAUCAAGCUUCAGCGGUCAACCUCAGAAAAGGACAAGCAAAAGCUCGCAAAGUUUCGCCAGAAGCAAGAGCCGCCUGUAUUAAUCCAGUUGAAGGAUAUGCUCAAGAACGGCAUUCAUAUGGAAGACAGCAUUGGAUCCUGGGCCACUGAUCGAUACAUUGUCGCCUGCAUCGAGAAGCUCCAGUCUUCGGUAGAGCAGAACAAGGAUUGUCUGUUCAUGAUCGAUCACGACGAAAACGUUCUCUUGGCAAGCAUUCUGAGUCCUGUGCGAGGUCGCUACCUUGCCCCCAGUGAGCGGACUGUCACUGCGAAAGUCACUGCACUGAUCGAUUUCUUGACUGAUGCUGACCCUGCUGCUGCUGCGGCGUGCGUUGUCUUCGUGGAAAGAAGAUCCACAGCGUACGCACUCUGCGAUGUGCUCAGCGAGGAACCAGCACUGGCAAAGUACCGAUGCUUUCCCUUCGUUGGCUCAUCAAAUGCGCUCUACAGAUCUCUCCCGGAUCUGUUUGAUAAGAAACACCAGAGCAAGGCAUUUGCUGACUUUCGUGCUGGAACGCAGAACGUUUGCAUCGCCACCCAAGUUCUCGAAGAGGGCAUCGACGUACAGGCUUGCAAUUUAGUAAUCUGCUUCGACCAUCCGCAGACCAACAAGUCAUACAUACAACGCCGUGGGCGCGCUCGCCGACCAGAUUCUCAGUACGUGAUAAUGCAUCACGCGGGCUUGCCUGUAUCAAAGCAGAUCCAGUGGACCGAGCUCGAAGCGGAGAUGAAGAAGAUAUACUCAGAGCAAGACCGACUAAGAAAAGAGAUGAAUUCUCGUGAGGAACAGGUCAGAGAGAGUGUCCAAGAGGCGCCCAUAUCCGCAGGAGAAGCACUCGUCGAGUUCAACGACGCAAGACAGCUGCUUGACUACUUCUGCGCAACAUUGAAACGUCAUGGUGAAGAGACGCCAUCCCCAAUAUACAUUCUGGAAGAAAUCGCGGCGUUCCAGAUAUCAUGCAAAGUCAUAUUACCCGCCGACCUUCCACAAGACGUGCGGACCGCGUGUUCGUUGUGGCCUCGGCGAUCGGAAGCCCUAGCGAAAAAGGAUGCUGCUUUCCAGGCAUACAAGCAACUGUACCAGGCAGGGCUUCUCAAUCAGCAUUUGAUGCCCAUUCAUGCUGAGGCCCGGCGCAGAAGAGCGCCAGGAUUUGAUUCAAUUGAGACUCGUGAGAGUUUACUGGAAGUACCUGCUCAAAUGGAGCCAUGGGAGCAGAUGCGCGAGGCUCUUUGCCUGAAGCACCCAUUACACGCCAGUAGGGUCGAGAUUCCCGGACUGCCCAGUCUCAUUCUACUCCUGCCGCAAGCAUUGCCUCACGAGAUCAAAUGCGAUCUACAGACGAUCACGCAAGGGAAGCUAACAAUCAAAAUCGAGCCUGUUUCUGGCAGUUCUGACAUUCUGCACGAACAAGCUGCCGCAACUACAAAGUUUUUAUAUGGCUUGGUGUUGGGUCGAAGACUACCAGGUCUUGAUUCCAAUGCCUACAGACUUCCAUACUACCUUGUACCGGAUGUAGGUGGGGAGGAAUUGGACGGCUGGCUUGGGCAAUGCCGCAGACUCUCGCCUGCUUCAGAGGUGAGGUUGUUUGAUACUCGAGACGAAUUUCUCGUACUUCACCAGAAUGAGCGCAUUCCUUACUUCUGGACGCCUUCUAAAUUGUCAGGUGGGCCAGAAUCUGAAGGUCUUAUUGAUGUGGUCCGCCUUCACCGUCUAAUAGACUUCACCACAAAACCCAGGGGGCCUCGACCCCAGCCGAUACGUCGACGGCAACAUGUAGCGGAGUGUACCGUCAUUGCUUUACCCGCUGGUUAUGCCAGAGCCAUGGCUUAUAUGCCUACGAUCAUGUACUACAUUGAACAAACAUUGCGAGCACGUGAAGCACAAGCAGGCCCGUUGCAAAGCAUAUCAUUUAGCGAUGCCCCCUUUGUGAUGACGGCACUGACAGCCCCAGUGGCUGGCGAUCCCGACUAUCAACGCCUUGAGUACCUAGGUGAUGUGGUCCUGAAGUUCAUGGCUUCAGUCAACGUCUUCUGCAACAACCCGAAGAUGCCUGAAGGAGCCUUGAGUGUCGCUAUGGACCGGAUCAUCAACAACGCCCGGCUUCACCGAAGUACUCUUGACCUGGCAUUGGAGACCUUCAUCACAACUGAGCCCUUCUCAGCCCAUAGUUGGACAUUGGCACCAAGAAAGGAACCUCCAACCCGCAAACUCUCCACCAAGAUACUGGCUGAUGUGAUCGAGGCCCUCCUCGGCGUUGCCUACCUUGACGAAAAUGCUGCCGAAUUCGACAAAGUUGUACAGGCUCUCCAGCUCUUCGUUCCCGAGUACACGUGGAAGUUGCCGUGCGUCGAUGUCGCGGGAAUAGCGCUCGCCAGACCGUCCACAGAAUACCUCAACCUCGAAAGCGACCGCUUCCUACACACACAAGCAUUCCUCUCCUACAGCUUCAAUAACCCAAAACUCCUCGCCGAAGCUCUCAAUCACUCUUCCGCCAAUCCCGCCCUUGGUACAUAUGACCGUCUCGAGUUUCUCGGUGAUGCCAUCAUCGACCUGCUCGUCAAGCGGCGCCUAUACCAUAGCCAGCAUAACUUCAGCGAGGAGUAUAUGACCCUCGCUCGCCACGCCUUGGUGAACAAAGAGAUCUUCGCCUUCCUCACGACAGCAGCACAGAGGGAGAUUGAGGUCGCGGACGUGCAUGUUGAUCUGCGCUCCAGAAAACCUACGACAACCAUAGUCAAGGAGCAGAAGUGUUUGCAUGACUAUUUGGCGCGUCAGCCGAGCCAGGGUCUUGCAGCCCAGCGAAGGGCGCUCCUGGAGCGCUAUGGCGAAGUCCAGGAAACUGUGUCAGAGGCACUACGCAACGGCAAGUCCUGGCCGUGGGCGGAACUCUUGAGGUUAGACUCACCGAAAUGGGCAUCGGAUGUUUUAGAGUCAUUGAUCGGCGCCGUCUUUGUAGACUCCGGCGGGGAUCUCGAGGCAUGCGACUCCACCCUGGGGAAGCUAGGCUUGAUGGCCAUCGUGCAGCGCGUGGCUGCAGAAGGAGACGUCGAGUUCCGCCAAGCGAGGGUGAGGCUAAGAGAAGAGCGGCCUGCUAAGGUGAGUUUCGUCAGCUGCCAGCAGAGGGUGCCCGGAGUCGAGGGGAGCGAGGUGGACUGCACAGCCAGAGCGUGGAGGUGUGAGGCUCACAUCGAGGGCAAGGUCUGCAGCGUGGCUGAGGGUUGUACCUGCGAGGCGGAGGCGGAGGAGAGGGCGGCGCUGGCCGCUUUGGAAGCGAUCGAGCGGGAGGAGGAAGAGGGACUUGGGAAGGCUACCACCGCGCGUACUGAUGCGGAUGUGAGCGUCAAUGUCGAGGUCGGCGUCAAUGAACGGCCUUCAUAG
Molecule: messenger RNA, 4221 nt
Organism: Cyphellophora europaea CBS 101466
Lineage: Eukaryota; Fungi; Ascomycota; Eurotiomycetes; Chaetothyriales; Cyphellophoraceae
Exons: 2
Coding region: 1-4221 (1406 amino acids)
Biological process (GO): siRNA processing
Cellular component (GO): RISC complex; cytoplasm; nucleus
Molecular function (GO): ATP binding; RNA binding; ribonuclease III activity
Source: RefSeq, a predicted model, not a curated record